UCAUUGUUACCUGGCCAUCAGGGGGCGCUGCAGCGGAACACUGGAGGCCGAGCAGACAAAAAGCCCGACGUCCAAGAAUCGGCGGAAGCGGAAAUGAGGCUCUUUUGUUUUGAAAGAGGGAAAUUUAAAACUCGACGGCGUUAAUCAAAAGUAAACAAACAAGCGGAAUACAGUCAACAAAAACAGGCGAAAAUGACCGCAAUCUGACAUCUUUCGACCCCAAAUGUAAAGGUCUCUUCACACCAACAUGAAGAAGAAGGUCAGAAGGUCACAGGUGUCAGACGCCUGCAGCAUCCAGGAGGAUUGUUGUGCCCUGUGCAGAUUUAGUGACGAUGAUCCUGCCAUUUUUGGGGAAAAGGUCAAACUUAAAGAGCACAAACUCUCUGUCCACUACUUCUGUUUGCUGACGUCCUGUGGAGUUUACCAGCGAGGAAAGGAGGACGAGGGAGUGUUUGGUUUCCUCGUGGACGACAUCAAACAGGAGAUCCGCCGGUCGGCUCGACUGACAUGUUGCAGCUGUAAGAAGAAGGGAGCGUGUGUCGGCUGUAACGUCCGGAGCUGCAGGAAAACGGUUCACUUCCCCUGCGGGAGGAAACAGAAGUUCAUCUCCCAGUUUACCGGCCUCUUCCCGUCGUACUGUCCAGACCACAGUCCCACUCAGUCUCUGUAUGUGGGUUCAGACCUCAGUCUGCCUCAGUCCUGCUCCAUCUGUUUGGACUCCAUCGAUCCCAUCCUGUCCUACUCUGUCCUCAAAUGUCCGUCCUGCCACGCCAGCUGGUUCCACCGGGACUGUGUACAGCGUCAGGCCCACAGUGCAGGCCUCUUCUUCUUCAGAUGUACUCUGUGUAACAACAAGGAGAACUUCCAAGAGGAGAUGCUCAGGAUGGGAAUACACAUCCCAGAGAGAGAUGCCUCAUGGGAGUUGGAGGCAAACGCGUAUUCAGAGCUGCUGGAGGUUUACAAGCACUGUGAUGCUCUCACCUGCCUCUGCAACGAUGGGCCCACACACUCAGCAAAGACCGGGUGGUUUGAGGUGAUUCGCUGCCGGCUGUGUGGAUCCAGAGGGACUCAUAGGAAGUGUUCUGGGCUGAAGUUGGACACCAGAGACUGGGCCUGCAGCGACUGUACACAGGCUACUGAUGGGAAAGCCUCCCUGGUUGCAUCUCCUCAGGGCGGUCAGAGGAUGAGUCUGCUGUCCAAGCGCCACCCGUCCCCCAUCCGCUCCUCAAUCAGCUGUAAGAGACCUUCGUUACCUGUCACAUCGGGAUCACCCGAGGAGCUCCUGCAGGCUUUGGCCCCUCAGCUCCGUCCCCUCGGUGUCCAGGUGGAGGUGAGCGGGUAUCAGGCUCUGUUUGCUGGUCUGGAUCUGGUCAGGAAGCCCGACUUCGACCCCACACACACUCUCUCUGUCAGGUUCAAAGACGAGAAGCAGGCUGCAUUUCCCAGCAGCCUCCGGGACGGCGAAACAGCCAGGUUGUACUUCUUGAAGCUGUUGGUGCGGCAGAUCCAGGACUCUGUGGUGUUUGAGGGUCCAGAUGGUUCCAAAAAUCUGGCACUGGAUUCCCAGGCUCUGCGUGAGGAUCUGUAUUUUGACGUCGGCUGCCUGCUGGCGCUCUCUCUGGUUCAUGGUGGACCACCCGUCAGCUUCUUCUCCCGCGCCCUCUACCAGUGUCUGUUCAACUACCCGCCCAACCGGCCGCUCACCGUCACACACAUGACCCCCGACACACACUUCACUCGCCAAGUCAGCAGGAUCGCAGAGGCGGAGUCUUUGGACGACCUGAAGGAAGCCAUGACCUCAAGCUGGGAGUACUUGGAGCUGGCCGGCUGCAACCGACCAAUCGGCAGCCUGGAGGAGAGAGAGGCUUUGGUGGAGGAUUUGGUCAGCUUCACCAUGAUCACCAGGAUGCAGCUGCCACUGCAGAGGUUCCGGGAAGGCUUGCAGACUUUAGGUGUCUUUGAUCAGGCGCAGCUCUUCCCGUCAGUGUUCUGCGGUGUUUUCUGCGAAGCAGCGGAUCGUCUCACGGCUCAGACGGUCGGUCAGCUCUUCACCGUCAACUUCUCGCAGCAGGAGGAGAGACUGAACAGAGAGACGCCUGUCAUCACCUUCUGGAGACACUUCCUGCUGGAGUGUGAAGUUGGGAGGAGCUCCAUUUCCCUGCAGGACCUCCUUCUCUUUGCCACAGGAGCUGAGGAGCUUCCAGCAGCUGGCUUCCUCCCUCCUGCCUCCAUCUCCUUCCUCCACCCACGCAGCUCCACCCCACCGGGAGUCAAGGAGACAGGCAGACCAGGGAGGGAUGAGGGGCUCUUCCCUCAGAGCGAGCCCAGGUCCAAACACCUCCUCCUGCCUGUCACCUCCUCCUACCAGGCCUUCAAAAGCUCCAUGGAGCAGGCCAUCAGCCACCAUGUGCACCUCCUCCCUAUGGAGAGUUAGAGGAGGAGGGACGUGGACAGUUGAGGAUCAGAAAAUCUACCGAGAAUUUUUAAUGAUCUACGUUUAAAGAUAAACGCCCUGAUUUUUUUUUUUUUCAAUUAGAAAUCUGUUGGUCACAGCUGCAGCUACCAAUUAUGUCUGAUUGUAAAGGUACUUUAGCCCCCCCGCUGCAAUUCGCGUCAAAAAUCACACUCCUGGGAAUCAUGACGCCGUCGAAUCCGACCACAAAGACAUGAUACACGUACUUUUACAUCCAGUGUGACUUACACUUUCUGAGGACAUCAUAUAGCCAGUGUCCAUCGAGAUUUAAUGUCCAUUAAUCUGCUUAGAAAUCAUAGAAUCGUUAACAACGCGGGGCUGAAGUUGUAGCCCAGGUUACACUUUGUUCACGUGUGAUGGGAACAGUUGUCUCACUUUUAGUCUGAGGGCGGGCCCACGGCUUCAGACCCCUGCUUCAACAAAAUCAGGGAUUUCAUCUUCAAGUCAAUUUAAAAUCAAUGAUAUAUGUUUCUCUUUAUAUCUGAUACCGAGUAGGGUGAUAUGACCAAAUAUACGGGACACAAAAUACAUGUGUCUUCUAGACUUUUCUGUGCCACUUUUGACCCAGAGCAAUGUUGUAAAUUAAUGAGCAGGACUGAUGUAUGGCAAUAUUAAGCUUUACGUCAUUUUUUUUGCAUCACCAUGAUAAACUAAAUUUGUCAGAUUAGCCAGGUAUUUUAUUUUUAUUUUUUUUAAUGCACCAACAGUUUGUCAAUCUAUUUCUCCAGGAAAUUGACCAUAUUACAAUUAAGGCUCCAAUCAACAGUCAUUUUAAUUAAAGAUUUUUUUUUUAAAUUAAUUGCUCGAUGGUUUGGUCUAUGACUUGUCAGAAAACAGUGAAAAAUCUCAAUCUUUUAUUUUUUUAGUUUCCUAAAAUCCCAGGUGACAUCUUCAAACGUCUUGUCUUGUCUGACCAACGGUCCAAAACCCAACGAUACUCAUUUUACUGUGAAAUAAAACAGAGGGGAAAAGAAGCAAAUCCUCAUCAUUUAGAAGCUUGAACUGUUUGUUUGCAAUGUUUUUUGCAUUUUAGCUGGAAAAAUUACUACAAUGAUUAAUUGAUUAUCCAAAUGGUUGAUCUCCCGAUCGACGAAUUAAUUAAUCAACUAAUUGUCUUAAUUCUAAUUGCAAUGUAGCUCGACAUUGUGAUAUAACAUUUAAUAUGCCAUGGUUUUACCCACAUGAACGACUCCUACUGAGUUUGUUUUGAAACUUUUUAGUCUGUCAGACAGGUCGUGUUACUCACUAAAGAAGCUGAUAAAUGAAACGUUAUCAGAUCUGUUGGGAGCAACGAAGCUAAGACCUAAAACUGCAGGUAGCAUUAAAAAGUCUGAAAUGCUCCUUUUUGAAACCUUUUUUUUUUUUUUUCUUCCUGCACAUCACUUUUACAUCCAACUCAGAUGUCACAUGAGGAAAUGAUCGUAUUUUAUAAAAAGCAAAAUAUCUUCCAUGUGUUCUUUCUCUAAAAGCUAUGGUGCUGAUUUUAUAACUUUGCCUUAAGAGCUGUUUUUAGAGCAGUCGUAUACAUAGUUGGUUUUUUAAAAGUUUUUAUUGAUGGUUUGUGUUUGUUUGUCUUGUUACUCGUGUUAUUAUCUUUUCUUUUUUGCUUUUUUUGGAUAAUGAACAAAGUGUGAAAAGCACGAGCUGAAUGACACUGAUCAGAUUUGGACCAAAUUUGAUAACAUACCACUCUUUUUGAGUGACUGAUUAGUGUUUGUUUUUCUCAUGUAAUGUCUCAAAUAGUGCUUAAGAUUUUCACAAAACUGUUUUGUCAAGAAUUGUGGUUUUUAAGGAGUAAAAAAAAACAAAAAACCUUAACAUUUCAAAGUAAAAUUACUCAUACCCUGUAAUUUGUACCUUAAAACCUACCCGGCAAAUUGCAAAGUCAGGGGUUCACCUCAAAUUUAGGUUGAUUAAUGGAUUGUUAUGCAUUAAAGACCUUUUUAAUGGAUUAUCUCAGUUUUAGGGGUUGUAACACAGAUGCCAUGGACGUAUUCCCUGGAUUUUCACCUUAAUUGAACAAAUACGGCACCUUUAGGAAGUAACUAAGUAAAUAUAUUUUAAUACUGCACUUAAGUACAGUUUUGAAGUACUUGUACUUGAGUAUUUUCAUGUUCAUUUUGUUUUAUUUUAUUCUUACUUUUUGCUUCUCCUCCACUACAUUUCAGAGGCAAAUAUCAUUCUUUUUACUGCUUUACAAACAACUUUAAUUACUUUGCAGAUUCAGAUUUAUUAAUAAAUAAAUUAUGAUGUAUUAUUAUAGGUUAAGAGAAGACAAAAGGCAAAAGUCUACUACAAUACAAUAAAUUACUCUGAAACGGGCCAUUCUGCAUAAUAAGUACUUUUACUUUCGGUACUUUAAGUAUACUUUGAUGUGAAUACUUUUGUACUUUUACUUGAGACAUUCUUUUCAGUGCAGGACUUUUACUUCUAACAGUUUUUCUACACUGUGGUGUUACGACUUUUAUUUAAGUAAAAGAUCAGUGUUUUUUUUCUUACACCUUUAAAAACCCUCAAACUAUGUAGAUAAUCCAUUAAAAUGCCUAAAUAUAUUACAAAAUCCAUCGCGUUUUCCGUUAUACUUUUAAAAUCCCAUUAAUAAAACUAAGUCAUGACAUUAUUAAUAGUUAACUUAAUCCGUUUAGUUUAAAAGUGUAAGAAUCUGACCAAUUAUCAGCGACACUUUUUCUCUCUCCAGUCUCCAAACCUGUUGUUUGGAUUGAUGACUAUCAGAACCACAUUCAUUAUACAGUUUUUUUUUUUUUCCAUUUUUCUGUCUGUUCAGUUACUGUUUAUCAGAUGAUUUCUUUUUCUGAGUUGGUUCCCAUUUCUUAUUUAUCCAUUUUGUGUUUUCUGCAUGUUCAUAUGAAUUUUCUCUAUGUUCUCGUGUAUUAUUCUGUAAAUGCUGAAGCAAACCA
Xiphias gladius (swordfish) is the source of this 5391-nucleotide messenger RNA. RefSeq names its product G2/M-phase specific E3 ubiquitin protein ligase (gene g2e3). Bases 248 to 2434 code for a protein of 728 amino acids. The transcript is spliced from 17 exons. Gene Ontology annotation, molecular function: ubiquitin-protein transferase activity. The record is from RefSeq and is a predicted model, not a curated record. Gene Ontology annotation, cellular component: nucleus. NCBI's taxonomy places the organism in Eukaryota, Metazoa, Chordata, Actinopteri, Istiophoriformes, Xiphiidae.